Batrachochytrium dendrobatidis JAM81 is the source of this 945-nucleotide messenger RNA. RefSeq lists its product as uncharacterized. The record is from RefSeq and is a predicted model, not a curated record. The transcript has a single exon. Lineage: Eukaryota; Fungi; Chytridiomycota; Chytridiomycetes; Rhizophydiales. The coding region runs from base 1 to 945 and encodes 314 amino acids.
AUGACCUGCCGAAUUUCGCUUGCUACCCAGUUUUCUGGGAACUACAGCAAACUCAAGAGAACCAUCAAGCAAGUCCUGAACCAGAGACAAGUCGGACAUAUCCUGCAGACAACGCAGGUCGGCGACGGCCAGAAACACACCUCCCUGUUUAUGGAAGGGGAAGAAACAGCCCUCUACGCAGUCAAAGCAGAGCUUGUUUCCCAUUUGCAGUCUGUUUUCCCUGAUAUUGCCAUUCGGGAAUGGCAAGAACUGGCUUCGGACUUCCCUAUCGAAGGUUCACACGUUGCUCCCACCCCUGGCUGUCUUUCAAGGGAAUCCUCAGGCUUUGUGGAGGAACUGGCAGAGUGUUCGAAUGCCCAACUGCCGAGGCCGUCGAACUGGAAGGAGUACUUCGAUUCCGGCUUUAUCCAGGUGGUCACUGCCAUUCAGAAUGGUCGUCAAGUUGCCUACGAAAUCCAGAGUUCUCUCGGAAGCAUCAAUGAGAAAUUUGUUCAUAUCACUUACAAAUCAAAAACUGCCCAUAUGAAUAUCGGUGCCUGCAUUUCGUGGUCCCAGGUCAAGCAGGUCAUCGAGAAAUGCCAACUUCUCGACAUCAAGAAACCAAUCGCAGGGAUUUAUUCACUUGUAGACGGAAAGAAGAGCUAUGAGUCGGACCGUUUUGGACUCAAGGCUGAAGGUCACUACUACAUUGAAACCGAGGACGACCUUGCCCCUCCUAAAUUCACCACAAUGGAGGAGUUUUUUGGAAGGCUGAAGACGGAGGAAGACCUGGAUGAUGAAGAAAUUGAUAUUAUCAAGGACUGUUUCACAAAGCAAAAACUCAAAAUCAAGCAGCUUAUGGCAACGGGCGACUUGGCUAUGACUGACGAGAAGCUCAAAGAAAUUGGAAUCUCUCAAUUGGGUUUACGAACAGCAAUUCUUGCAGUCAUAAAAAGCAAUCAAUAA